GCUGAUUAAAAUAAAUUGCGCAGAGUGGUGGUGAAAACUUUAAUCGUCGUAACAAAAUUUAAGUUAAAUUAUUAAAAACAAAAACAUCAAAUAAAACAAAAAGUAAGCAGCAAACAAUAUGAAUAAGCACUUUCUAAAAAAAUUCGGAGCGCAAAACCGCAGCACCUCGAUGGCGGCGACCCCAGCAAAAAAGGCAAAAUAUGCGAACAAGACUACUAACCCGGGGACAAGCUGUAUAAGUCACGUCAAUGAAUGUAUAAUAGAAUCACGUAGAAUCAGCGUUUCGACGUCGACCAUUGGAUAUAACCUCGAACCCACCGAAGGCGUUUUGGAAGUUGUGUGUUGCAGCCACUGCAAUUUGUUUGAGAAGCAACUUGAAACAAUUGAUGGGAAGCUGGAUCAGCUCCUUUUGACUGUCGAAAGGCAAAACACCGCGAUUAUGGAUGCGAUUGCAAGCCAGAAAGUGGUUACACAGCAAUUGGUUCGCCAAGAGACGCAAAAUGUACCUGUGGCAAAAUACUUCCCUGUCUGCGAUAUAGCGGAAAUGGAGGAGCUUGAGGCAAAAAUUUCUUCUGCCAACAAGGAUGUAUAUGAAUUUGUAAUAGCAUCAAUUUUAUGUAAUAACAUGAAAAAUAUUUCACUCGUCUUAAAAACGGACGUCAUUGUAGCCUUAAACCUUGAUGGUUCACAUGGAAAAAUUGGGCUAAAAAAAUUUCCAAACUUUUAUACCGUGUUGACAGGAGCCGUUGCCAAGUUACCAUUCAAGGGAUCGACGCCGGAAGAGAUGCUUAGAAAAGCCAUCCAUUUUGAAAAGGCUAAAUAUUUUAAAAAACUUUACCGCGAAAAGAAAGAGAACAAGGAGAAUUAAGAUCUUAAAUUAUUC
Molecule: messenger RNA, 883 nt
Organism: Rhagoletis pomonella (apple maggot)
Lineage: Eukaryota; Metazoa; Arthropoda; Insecta; Diptera; Tephritidae
Exons: 8
Coding region: 119-868 (249 amino acids)
Source: RefSeq, a predicted model, not a curated record